AUGGGUUCCGGCACAUCCCCGCCUCUAGGCCCAAAGCCCAUCUCAGCGCUGCCAUCACAUCUAUUAAAUGGCAGCUCACCUCUGCAUGCUCCAGCAAGUACUGCUAACAGCGCUCGCGAGCGCGAAAGCUUGAAUUCGUCUAUCCGCUCGUCAUUCCGCGGGGCAGUCACUCUGGAGGCAGCCCCGGAGGCAAAGGAUGAGGCAGAAGCACCACCGGUGAGCGAAACAGCUCUUGACGCCAAUGGAAUUAUCAAGGCGAGCCCUACAUGGAACGGCGAACCCCGAGACAGGCCCGGACCGCCAACUCCGCCCAGUCUUGUCAGUCGACCAGCCAGUCCCUACACGCAGGUGCCUCCAAUUGAUUUCGACGGCUUAAGCUGGCCAUGCCCCGGUACCAAAGAGCGACUGGAGGAAACUCCCGAGCAGAAUCAAGAACGAGUAAAGAAGCUAGCUGGAGCGGUGAGGACUAUCCUAGAAUGCGUCGGAGAAGAUCCAGAAAGAGAAGGUCUUCUAGAGACCCCAGAGCGCUAUGCCCGCGCAAUGCUCUGGUUCACCAAGGGGUAUAUGGAAAAUGUCCGAGAUCUAGUCAAUAAUGCCACCUUCAUGGAAGAUCACGAUGAGUUGGUGAUUGUGAAGGACAUUGAGGUCUUCUCUCUAUGCGAGCAUCACAUGGUGCCUUUUACUGGAAAGAUUCACAUUGGUUACAUCCCCGAUCGCCGAGUCCUUGGUCUUUCGAAAUUAGCCCGCUUGGCUGAAAUGUUUUCGCGACGUUUACAAGUACAAGAGCGCCUCACAAAGCAAAUCGCUCUGGCUAUCAAAGAAGUACUGAACCCCCGGGGAGUCGGCGUUGUCAUGGAAUCAUCGCAUCUUUGCAUGGUCAUGCGUGGAGUGCAGAAGACCAGCAGCACAACCACUACUAGUUGUAUGCUGGGCUGUAUGCGAUCGAGCGCAAAGAGCCGUGAAGAGUUUUUGACCCUCCUCAACCGCAGAUGA
Messenger RNA from Talaromyces atroroseus, 993 nucleotides. RefSeq lists its product as hypothetical. Gene Ontology annotation, molecular function: GTP binding; GTP cyclohydrolase I activity; zinc ion binding. The record is from RefSeq and is a predicted model, not a curated record. Lineage: Eukaryota; Fungi; Ascomycota; Eurotiomycetes; Eurotiales; Trichocomaceae. Gene Ontology annotation, cellular component: cytoplasm. Gene Ontology annotation, biological process: tetrahydrofolate biosynthetic process; tetrahydrobiopterin biosynthetic process. The coding region runs from base 1 to 993 and encodes 330 amino acids. The transcript is spliced from 4 exons.